GCCAACGGCUAACGGUCGCUAGGCAACGAGUAACGCUAAAACCAGGACAGAAGGAGACUAUACCACAGAAGUCGGAGCAGAGUCUAUUAGAGACACGACUCAAAAAAAAAAAACAGAAAGAACACAAUGUACAGUUGCUUUCAGUCCAUCCGUGAGUUAUUCUGACCUGGUUCUGAUGAAGCUGGACCUCGCUAGUCCUCCCAGAGUGAGACUCCUCACGCGUCCGUGUGAGACUGGCGCGGGAACGAGCAGAUGGCUGUGCAGACACAUGAACCUGCCUUAUGAAAGAGGUCGGUCUGAUUUUCAGAGCCUAACUCAGACAGAUGACCCUGGCUUCAUCAAGUUUAACCCCCAGGCCUUCCCUCCCGCCGACAGCGCCCCCCUGGCACCUCUCCGAGACCUCGCCCAGCUAACGGAGCCCUGCUCAGGCCUCCUGAGCGCCGGAGCCCGAACUGAUCUGAGCCUCCCAGGACAGGCUAGGUUUAUAGACAGACACUACGCUCCUUCUGACCUGUGGGUCCCCGCCGGAGUCAGAGAAAGGCCUCGGACUCCUACAGGCAGGCCUUCAGCUGUUAUAGACGACCUGCCUGAGGACAAGCGCUGGAAUUCAAGGACAAAGUCGGAGUCAGCAACGCAAGCGAGGCUUCAAGGCCGAACAGCUGAGGGGAGAACUGAACCAAGUCUCUCAGAAACUGCCUGGUCUACCAAACCUCCCGAGAGGGGUGCACGUUCCACUGCUCUCUCUGAGUAUGUGGACAAGGCAGCUCGGCGGUACAUCUACACCUCAGUAGCUCAAAGAGGUUAUGAGGAUGUAGAUUGGGACUCUAAGCUACCCCCUCGUCUCAUACCUCCCAUGACCACUCUGGAGAAAAUGCCCGACCCCGUUAAUCAGCACUUCACUCUGAAAAGGUACCACAGCAGGCCAGAACUAUGGCAGGCUGUUGGACCUCAUUGGAAUAAGCGUCAACUUCGAGCCACAUUUAAUGCGAAGAAACCUGUUAGUUUCACCAGCCCAUGUCCAAAAUCAGGCCAUAUUCCUUUAUAUUGUGGUGUGGUGGGCUCUCAGAACAUGGACAAUGUGGAUAGCCCAGAGCAAGACUUCAAACCUCUGACAGUGCUGCGUACCAUCUUGCCUCCCUACACACCCACAGCCCACCGCCUCACUAUUCCUGGUUACACUGGUAAAGCUCUACACGAUAGGCCUCACACCUCAGCCAUCAGCCAGCCAUCUGCAAUACUGGCUCUUCCGUCUCCAGGGAGCAGUUUGUCCCCCUCAGCCUAUGGUCGCAGAGCCCCGCUGUCCAGAAUGGUCACUACAGUCCCACCAUGCAAUCCUUACCUUCAGCGUAAAGCUCCUACGAUUCCCCUCUAACAUCCCCCAUCUAAAGCCACUGCACAAAAAAACGCUAUAAAUGUAAACCAGGGGAAUAAAGUGGUGAAAAACUGUGGAAAAAUAUAAUCCCUUUUCAAGAAAUCCAAUCUGUAUUUGUGAAUAGAUCUGUAAUGAUGUGAUAUCAAUGACUGAUUCUCUGUGAGUUCAGGAUAAUGAGAUGCUUCAUUAGCAUAAUUUCCCUUGAUUCAGAUGAGAUGUUCUGUGAAUAUGGAAGAAAUGUCGUUGUGUUACAUUUUGCAUAUGUAUGCAGUGAAUUGUGUGUGUGCAUCAAAGUGUAAUGUCAUAUUAUUCAUAUUAUUUAUUUUUAUUUUAUUUUGACUGCCAUAGUAGAUCUCCACAAGUCACUUGCAAUAAGAAAACAUUACAGUUGUGGUCUUGAA
Messenger RNA from Pygocentrus nattereri (red-bellied piranha), 1773 nucleotides. RefSeq names its product spermatogenesis associated 48 (gene spata48). The record is from RefSeq and is a predicted model, not a curated record. Lineage: Eukaryota; Metazoa; Chordata; Actinopteri; Characiformes; Serrasalmidae. The coding region runs from base 176 to 1372 and encodes 398 amino acids. The transcript has 9 exons.